Messenger RNA from Anoplophora glabripennis (Asian longhorned beetle), 667 nucleotides. Its product is annotated as troponin C-like. NCBI's taxonomy places the organism in Eukaryota, Metazoa, Arthropoda, Insecta, Coleoptera, Cerambycidae. The coding region runs from base 110 to 562 and encodes 150 amino acids. The record is from RefSeq and is a predicted model, not a curated record. Gene Ontology annotation, molecular function: enzyme regulator activity; calcium ion binding. The transcript is spliced from 4 exons.
GUGAGAAACAAGUAUACGUAUGCAUAAUUAUUUGGUUUUUCUCUAAUUUUGCCAGUUCAGUUUUAAUUCGAUUUUGUCGGGGAAAGGUGGCACACAAACACAAACAAUAAUGAAUGACGAGGAGCAAAAAAUGGCCAUUAUUCGGAAGGCCUUCCAGAUGUUCGACACAAAAAAGACUGGCUACAUCGAAACCCUAAAGAUUGCCACCAUCCUGAACUCCAUGGGCCAGCUUUUUGAUGAGACUGAAUUGAACAACCAGAUCUCAAAGAACGAUCCUGACCGUACCGGCCAGGUAAACUUUGAUGGUUUCGCUGAUAUUGCCAUCCACUUUCUGGAAGAAGACGAUGAUGAAUCCACGCAACAGGAGCUCAAAGAAGCUUUCAGGUUAUAUGAUAGAGAAGGAAACGGUUACAUUACAACAGGUACUUUGAAAGAAAUCCUAAGAGCUCUUGAUGACAAGUUGACGGGAAGGGAACUUGACGGAAUCAUAGCUGAAAUUGACACUGAUGGUUCUGGAACCGUUGACUUUGAUGAAUUCAUGGAGAUGAUGACUGGUGAUUAGACUAAUGAUGGAAUUUUAUACAUCAACUUGUAAACUUGUGAAGACAUAGUAAUGGAAGUCCAAACAAUUAUAUUCUAACUAAUUACCAAUUAAAUUUAUGGUUAU